This is a messenger RNA of Dunckerocampus dactyliophorus (ringed pipefish), 5003 nucleotides long. It is a transcript of the gene lig4, whose product is annotated as ligase IV, DNA, ATP-dependent. Gene Ontology annotation, biological process: immunoglobulin V(D)J recombination; double-strand break repair via nonhomologous end joining; nucleotide-excision repair, DNA gap filling. Gene Ontology annotation, cellular component: DNA ligase IV complex; DNA-dependent protein kinase-DNA ligase 4 complex. NCBI's taxonomy places the organism in Eukaryota, Metazoa, Chordata, Actinopteri, Syngnathiformes, Syngnathidae. Bases 1265 to 3961 code for a protein of 898 amino acids. Gene Ontology annotation, molecular function: ATP binding; DNA ligase (ATP) activity; DNA binding. The record is from RefSeq and is a predicted model, not a curated record. The transcript is spliced from 3 exons.
UGUACUUUAUGCCUUAUUGUUAUUGACUAUGUACAUUCAAUAAUAUUUUUUUGUUGACAGAGUUAGCUCUCACCGACAGCUGUCCGAUUGUCAGUGCUAUACGUCACUACACGGACCGGAAGUUCUCUCACUGUUUUCUGCACUUCGUCUGGAAUAGAUAGAUACAAAAAAAAUAAUGCACGUUCUUCGCCAAAUUUCAGGGUGAAUGGAGUGCUGCCGAGAGGACCGGAAUCUGUGCUGCUCCGGCAGAAGCGGAUAGGAUUUUUUUAAAGCUUAGAGUACGAGGAGACGGGAAACUAUUAAAACGGGAGGGCCCCGGUAAAAAGGGUAAGGGCAAAAUACGGUAGUUUCCCAAUAAAAACUGAAUGGUUUACAGAUAUGUGGGUAUUUUUUUUAAAUAUAUAUUUUUUAUGUUAUUCCCCACAUUUUCGAUGUGAAUCCUAACAUUUUAAAAUAGAUGUAAUAUUUACUCGCAUUCUUUCCGUAAUUGUUUCCAGGGGAAGGUUUUUAACGAGGCACGUUCAAGUUACGUAUCAACCAGGAAGUGUUUAGACAGGAUUGUUGCCUCCCGUUGGAUGAUACACAAAAAAUACUAAGGUAACGUUAAAAACUGAUAAGCUAUUCAACAGACAUUGUUCCUAUCCGUGGACAUGAAUAGAGUCUACUCUAAUUCAUAUCGUAAAUAACCCUACCUGCGGUAGUUUUGAAAACGACAGCCUAGGUCAUAUUAAAUACCUGUUUUAUUUAAAUGUUGAUGUGAACGUACUGUCCAAUUUGAUUGUAAGAGUUAUAUUACUAUUAUUAUUUGUUGCCAAAGUAACCCAUCAGCUACAGGUUAGCACUAUUUUCCAGUGACAACAUACUUUUAUUUUGAAGGUUGACCAGAUAGAUGGACAAGCAAAAUAAAUGUAUUUGCUUGCAACAUCAAUAGUGUUAAGACUACAUCAUUGCCGCUAAGUUUGAACGGCAAAUCAAAAUUCUGCUUUAUUUGUUCUGUGGGAUAUGCCAUAACAUGUCCAUCCAGUUUUGCCAGAGGGGAAAUGACAAAUUAUAGUACCAGAAGCUUAAAAUGAUCAGUACAUACCCAAUUUGACGUUUUUUAGAACCAUCUGAUAAGUAAAACAUCACCACAGACCGUGUAUAGUAUAGCUAUAAUGCAAUUUUAUCUUUUAAAUAAACGGUGUUGGAAAAAAGUUGCCACUGGCACAACAGCGGCCCCACCUGGCCGUAAAGAGGCACAGCACCAGGCGCAGUGCAGAUAAAAAUGGAGGGAUCUUCUAAAAGUGAUGCAUCAGAUCAGUCAGCUGUUGUUGCUGCUCAGGUUCCCUUCCUACACCUGUGUAAUACUUUAGAAAAAAUCCAGAAGUUAAAACUUCGACCAGAAAAGUCCAAUAUCCUCAGAGAUUUUAUUGAGUCGUGGAGGUCGUUCCAUUGCGCCUUGCACAAGGAUAACCCCAAAACAACAGACUCUUUCUACCCAGCAAUGCGUCUCAUCGUUCCUUCAUUUGAGCGAGAGAGAAUUGCAUAUGGCAUCAAGGAAAGCAUGUUAGCAAAACUUUACAUUGAUGUAUUAUGCCUCCCAAAGAAUGGCCCAGAAGCCAAUAAACUGUUGAACUACCGCGCACCAAACACCUCCCAAGGGGAGUCAGGAGACUUUGCUAGCAUGGCAUACUUUGUGCUAAAGAAACGCUGUACGCACCAAGGAAAGCUCAGCCUUAAAGAAGUCAAUGACUUUUUGGAUUCUGUCGCUAUCAACAACGCUAGCAAGAAGAAAGACCUUGUGAAAAAGAGUCUGCUACACCUUAUCCAACAGAGCUCUGCUCUUGAGCAAAAAUGGCUCAUUAGAAUGAUUCUGAAGGACAUGAAGCUAGGGAUCAGCAAGGAAACUGUCCUUCAGGUCUUUCACCCAGACGCUGCUGAGCUCUACAAUGUGACCACAGACCUGAGCAAGGUGUGCCAGCAGCUCCACAGCCCCUCUGUGUCCUUGAGUGAGGUUUCUAUUGGACUUUUCUCUGCCUUCAAGCCCAUGUUGGCAGCUGUGGCUAACAUCCGCAAUGUGGAGAAGCAGAUGGGAAACAGCCCUUUUUACAUUGAAACCAAGCUGGAUGGUGAGCGAAUACAACUGCAUAAAGAUGGCAAUGUGUACAAGUACUUUAGUCGGAAUGCCUUUGACUACACACAGCAGUUUGGUGGAUCACCUUUAGAGGGCUCUCUGACACCAUACAUACACAAUGUCUUUAAAAACCACAUUGUCAGUUGCAUCCUCGACGGGGAGAUGAUGGCUUACAACCCAACCACAAAGAUGUUCAUGCAGAAAGGGAGCAAGUUUGACAUUAAGAGACUGAUGGAAGAUUCAGAGUUGCAGACUUGCUAUUGUGUGUUUGACGUGCUUUUAGUCAAUGAUCAAAAGCUUGGAAAUGAAAUGCUGAAGAAACGCUAUGAGAUCCUGCAUACCGUUUUCUCUCCGGUUCAUGGCAGGAUCCACUUGGUGCCCAAAGUGGAAGCCAGAACUAUGCAGGAGGUGGUGAAUUCCCUUAAUGAUGCCAUAGACAACCGAGAAGAGGGAAUCAUGGUAAAGGAUCCUUUAUCCGUCUACAAACCGGACAAGCGAGGAGAGGGUUGGCUGAAAAUAAAGCCAGAAUAUGUGGAUGGCUUGAUGGAUGAGCUUGAUCUUAUAAUUGUUGGCGGCUAUUGGGGUAAAGGAAGGCGGGGCGGUAUGAUGUCCCAUUUCCUAUGUGCUGUUGCCGAAGCACCAAAGCCUGGUGAGAAACCCUCCAUUUUUCAUACGCUCUGCCGCAUCGGCUCUGGCUACACAAUGAAAGAGCUGUAUGACCUUGGCUUAAAGCUUGCCAAGCACUGGAGAGUUUACCGAAAAAAUGACCCACCCUCCAACAUCCUUUGUGCAACUGAGAAGCCUGAGGUCUACAUUGAGCCAUGCAACUCUGUGAUCCUGCAAGUGAAGGCGGCUGAGAUAGUCAGGAGCGACAUGUAUAAAACCAACUGCACCCUGCGCUUCCCGAGGAUAGAAAAGAUCCGCAAUGACAAGGAGUGGCACCAGUGCAUGACCCUAGCAGAACUGGAUCAUUUCCAUAACAAGGCAUCAGGGAAACUGGCCUCGCGGCACCUUCGAAUUGACGCUACAGACGAACCACAAAAAAAGAAGCGCAAACUACCUGCCCAAGUCAAGAAAGUAAUAGACCACUGUAAGCCCCAGGAUCUCUCCGGGGUUACCAAGGAGACAGACAUGUUUCAAGAUGUUGAGUUUUGCAUACUCAAUGGGACAGAGGAUCACCCCAAGGCCGAGCUGGAGAAGAGUCUGGCCAGGUGUGGCGGUAUUGUCGUUCAGAACCCAGGGCGAGACACCUACUGUGUGAUUGCCGGCUUGGAGAACAUGCGUGUGAAAAACCUGAUUUUGUCCAACCAGCAAGAUGUUGUAUGGGUUUCCUGGUUGCUGGAGUGCCUGGAGCAGAAGAAAGUGGUUCCAUGGCAACCACGCCACAUGAUCCACAUGUCGCCGUCCACCAAGGAGCACUUCACCAAGGAGUAUGACAGCUAUGGCGACAGCUACUUCGUAGACACUGACGAACAGCAACUUCGGGAGGUUUUUGGGCGCAUUGGAAGGAGGGACACCUCAACGGUGGUGAAUGCCUGCCAGAUAGAAGAGCGAUAUAGCUGGGAUGACCUUCCUACCAGUAUGUUCAGACAUUUCACAGUUUAUAUGGAUGGAAAUGCUACUUGUUUGGAUAUCCGGGCCCUGGAGUUCCGUUAUCAUGGAGGCACAGUGGUGCAGAAGUUGGAGGAAGGGGUGUCACAUGUUGUUAUUACGGAGGAAACAAGGCUUGUGGAUUUGAGGAGUUGUAGGCGUAGCUUUAGGAAGAAGUUUAAAAUCGUCAGAGACUCCUGGGUGACAGAUUCAAUCAAAAGAGGACAACUGGUAAAUGACGACGACUAUUUAGUUUGAAAAUCCACCCCAUCAGUGACGUGCAAUGAGUUUAUGGCUUGGUGAGGCAGACGUAUGUUCCCUUCAGAUCUUAUUACUGUCUGCAUCAUUUUACGAUGUUUCUCUGCAUGUUAUUAUCCAAUCAACAAGAAGAAUUAUGUCACAUACUUCUAUUACAUUAAAAAGGCUACAGAAAAUCAUGAUGUUCCAAUCUUACAUUGGCAUCAUGCUGGGAAACAAUGGGCCUGUUUGUGAAGGACUGCUCAUUUAGAGGUGAGGUGAGGCUAAUAAUAAAAGAAUCAACAAAAUAGAAGUCAGGUGCAAAUGAAAAUACAGCCUUAUAAUUUACUAAUUAACUUAAAUCUUUGUUCAGCAGUUUUUAGUUUCUUUCAGAGAAUUUGCUCUUCAUAUAUGUGACAGAUGAACAAUACCAGUCACAAAUAAAUUUUAUGACAUGCUACAACUCCCUUCUCUUCUGCUUCAUUACUCAAGGUUGUCUUUUUUCUGCUUGUUUGAGCUUGUUAUGGGUUAAUCAGUGAACUGGCUGACACAUUACUGCCACGAGUGGCAGGAAGGUGUAUUACAACUGAGCGUCUCACAAAACAGACGUUUUUGUGCCGGGUGAGGAAGGAACUCAAAAGGCUUUAUUUUCCCAACAGAAAAGUCCACGUGGCAGAAAGACCAUAUAUACUUAUUUCACUAUUUAAUAAAUAGUGAAAUAAGUAUAUAUGGUUUUCCAUUUUAUGAACUGGUAUUUGCAGGGAAGCUAAAAAUACCAGUUUACUAAAAGCUGACCCAACAACCCAACUUUUAAUAAGUGGAAGAAGAUAGAUGGAUGGCCAAUGGCUAAUGUUAGCCGCUAACAUAUUAACAGCUUCGUCGCGCCGUAUUGAAUAUGGUCUGGUUCUGUCUAUGACACCGUUCCAUUCAUACAUUUGGUAUACGCUAUUAUUGCAAAGUAUUGGAGAAGAAAUUUACUAAGUGAUUGACUAUAUAUGUUUACACUAUAAAUUACAGUAGUAGCAGAGCAUAUUAUGCAAUCAACAGUGUCAGUCAUUACAGA